Pollicipes pollicipes is the source of this 1561-nucleotide messenger RNA. RefSeq names its product annexin A13. The coding region runs from base 64 to 1026 and encodes 320 amino acids. Gene Ontology annotation, cellular component: plasma membrane; vesicle membrane; nucleus. The transcript has 7 exons. Gene Ontology annotation, molecular function: calcium ion binding; phosphatidylserine binding; calcium-dependent phospholipid binding. NCBI's taxonomy places the organism in Eukaryota, Metazoa, Arthropoda, Thecostraca, Pollicipedomorpha, Pollicipedidae. The record is from RefSeq and is a predicted model, not a curated record.
CACACGGCCGGCCGAGGAGCCGGCUCGACCUCCGUCUUUGUCCUCCGCACACAUACAGCCAACAUGAAGGGCGGCACCAUUAAGUCGACGGGCGGCCUCAGCGACUCAGACGCCGACAAGCUCGGCCGGCGACUGCGCAAGUCGAUGAACGGCAUCGGCACCGACGAACGAGUCAUCAUCGAGAUCCUGACCAAGAACGGCUGCGAGGAUCGUGAAACCAUCGCCGACCGCUACAAAAAACAGUUCGGACGGGACCUGAAAGAUGACUUGAAGGCGGAGCUUGGAGGCAACUUCGAGUCGGCCGUGCUGGCGCUGUGCGAGCAGAACAGCCAUCAUUACCUGGCGCAGUGGUGCCGGAAGGCCAUUCGGGGCCUCGGCACCGACGAAAACACGCUCAUCGAAAUUAUCUGCGGUUGCAAGCGGGAUAUGGUGGCACAGGUGGACGCCGCCUACAAAUACCAGUUUCGCCGCUCGCUGGAAGAAGACAUCGAGUCGGAGAUGAGUGGCGACGUCAAGCGCCUGAUGGUUGCGCUGCUGCAGGACGGCAGGGAAAACGACGACGUCGGCGUCAGCCCGCAGCGCUCCAAGGAUCUGGCCCAGGAGCUGUAUGAGGCAGGAGAAGGCAUGAAUAGCGGGACAGACGAGGAGACGUUUAUCCGAAUCUUCUGCACAACGAACUACCCCCAGCUCAAGAAAACAUUCGAGGAGUACACCAAAUUUGCGGAUAACUCGAUAGAAAAUGCCAUCGAGAAGGAGUUUUCAGGAGACCUGAAGGAAGCGCUUCUAACUGUAGUGCUGUGCGUCAAAGAUCAGAACGCCUACUUUGCUAAGGUGCUACACGAUGCGAUGAAAGGUGCCGGCACUGACGACGACACACUCAUCCGCAUAUUGGUCACGAGAUCAGAGAUCGAUUUGGAGGAUAUAAAGGAGGCCUUUAAGAAGGCCUACAAGAAGACGCUGGCAGAGGCGGUCACGGCAGAGACAUCCGGGGACUACCAGAAGAUACUGCUGGCCAUCAUCAAGUAAUGAGCGCACCUGGAGUGCUGCUCUCUGGAAGCGGUCAGCUGAGGAGUGUGCGAUCGCAGCCAAUUCGUUUGAAAAUUGAUUUAAACCUUAUUGAUGAGACCUUUCACGUAGGCGGUGUGGCAGGAUGCGGCAGCACCGCCCUGUGUGUGGUGUAUGUGGGAUCGGCCGCUGCUCCAUCCGCGUUCUAGCGAAGGGAGCACCGGCACACAUCAGCAGCCAGCCGGUGCCAUCGAGCCUAUUGCUGUGAAAGCUCCAGCCUUUUGCUGCAGAGCCAUCCGUAAGCCAGAGCAAAUCAUGCGAUGAUAUCGGCCUAUAACUAGUGCCAGGAUUCUGACAAGUCCUUGACAUUCUUAGGGAUCUGCAAUAACUCUGGACAGCAUGGAGACGUGCGCAAUGGAUGCUGCCUCCUGUCACACAUCAUGUGUUAUACCACCAUAUGCAUAGACUUUGUGUGCCACAAGAGUUGCCAUUUAAUUCCCGCCUGGUGCGAAACGUGUUGCGUGCAAUGAACUGCAAUACAUUUGCUAUAAUUUGA